Molecule: messenger RNA, 2608 nt
Organism: Dissoconium aciculare CBS 342.82
Lineage: Eukaryota; Fungi; Ascomycota; Dothideomycetes; Mycosphaerellales; Dissoconiaceae
Exons: 1
Coding region: 184-2571 (795 amino acids)
Biological process (GO): positive regulation of transcription from RNA polymerase II promoter by galactose; DNA-templated transcription
Cellular component (GO): nucleus
Molecular function (GO): RNA polymerase II cis-regulatory region sequence-specific DNA binding; DNA-binding transcription factor activity, RNA polymerase II-specific; zinc ion binding
Source: RefSeq, a predicted model, not a curated record
CGCGAAAGCUUCUUUUGUUUCGUGUUGCGGUACCUGCGGCGCGCGAAUACAAUUACAUGAUCACUUCAAUAAACAUGAAGUGUUUAUGUCUGGUGCCGGACAUGGAAUCACCGCACUCAAGGGCCGGCUGAUAGUCGUGGUGUAAAUCACCACCGAAGACAAUUCCUCUCUUUUCUUGAAGGGAUGUUCCACCGCUUCUCUGCCGCGCCGGACAGGGCGCGAGGCCGGAAAAGCCGAAAUGCGUAUGCCACUGUUCGAUCUGUCGCUGCGACGGGCAAUGAUCGUCAUCACAGCAGUGACAAUCCGCAUCGGCUCACAUGGACCACCAGCGAGCUUGACGAGGCCGAGACACUUGGCAAUGCUGCACAGAAGAUUCGAAAGUCCACCAAACGCCAGAAGACCACUCAUGCGUGUGACCGGUGUCGUUUGCAUCGCGUCAAAUGUGGUGAGCUGAAGCCCUGUGUCCGUUGUGUAGACGCAAAUGCCAAAUGCGUGGUCUCCCGUGCGAAGUCAUCGUCGCCCAGGGAUAGCCAGCCGUUGGGGGCAAACGCCACGGCGCCCGGUAGACAUGGCUCGCGCGAACGCGCUGGAUCCAAUACUGCUGCAGAGCGCACACCGACGUUGGCUGAGGCACAAUUCUCACCUCACACACAGCUCCACUGCUUGAACAUAUCACAGAAAUAUUCAGCAGAGGCGUUGCCGUUGAACAAGCCCAGGCCUUGUCAAUUCGAGCCUUCAUCUGAGAUUCCAGAUGAAUCCAAGUAUCUGGCAGCUUUGGCCUCUGGGUACUUUCCCCUGCCUCCGUGUUCGGCCAUGCCCUCAGGCGCACGCAUGCAAUCAAACAGGAUACUGCAGGCAAGACAACGGAGCUAUUACUUACGACUGUUCUGGGAGGUCUACCAGCCACUGUUCCAUAUAAUCAGCGACACUGACUUUAGAGAACUCGAUGAGUGCUCUCCGCCAACAAACCCGGGCGACCACGCAACAUAUUCGGUACGCCACGCUCUCAUCGAUGCUAUGAUUGCCCUUGCUGUACAGCACAGCCUGGCCACUGGUCUUGUCAGCCGCAUACUAGAUGUCUCUCAGCAAACGCCCACGAUUGCGUCUGAGGCCUUUUGGCCUGGCUUCCAGCAUUUCCAUUGGUGUCGCGAACGCAUGCGGACCAACGAAGAUGUGUGUAUAGAUGCACUGCGAGCUCACGCUCUUCUCGCGCUGUAUCUAAUUAGAGGCAACGCAUUUCGGGAUGCAUACAACCUGCUCGGCAUUACGAUUCGAAAAGCAUACAUCGCAAAGCUCCACCGGCCACCACCUAGCCAGCUCCCUGAAGGAGAAAAGACCGCUCGGAUGCAGCUCUGGUGGAUGUUAUUUUCUCUCGACAUUCGAUGCUCGCUUCAACUGGGCUCACCGGUGGCUUGUCAACCUAGUCUGAUUAGGUGUCCGCAGCCAACCAGAGACGCACUAGCUCGCUACAUAAGUAAGUCCCCGACGACAACCUCAAUAGAUCACGCUUCAUUGGCAUAUUGCAUUGCCGCGCUGCAUCUUGCGACAGUCAUGGCCAAUAUCAGCGCGUGCGUUUCGCAUGACGAUUUGGAAGACCUGAGUGACGCAAAUGCAAUCGAAGACUUUUCGAAUACCUUGGACUCUGCACUCAUGGGUCUCGAGCUAUGGCAAAGCCAGCUUCCGACAGACCUUCUCAUUGGUAGGUCUACCAACAGCGCCGAUCAGUUGCAGCUUGAUUUGGGAAGUGGACGGCCUUUGUGGCUACAGCGGCAUGCAAUUCUACUCGAAUUGAAAUAUCACAACGCUUAUGUUAUGUUUCUGCGACCGUGCAUGCGAGCAACACGUCUUGCUACGUUCACCGAAUCUGACGCAACUCGGGAAGACUGUCGUCUGGAGCAGCGAUCGCGAUUGCUUUUGGAGAGACACCUCGAAAGUGCUUUGAGCCAUUCGUUCGCGGUCAUUGACAUCAUAUACGCCGUAUCAUCACAGUCCGAUAUCAUAUAUGGCUGGUUCGAGGCGGUAGAGAGCUUAUGGAAUGCGGCGCUCACAAUAGUUGCCUACACAACGUCACAUCACGUCGCUGCCGAGUCUCGACGUGCGCAGGCGGGCGAUGUCCACGAUCGAUCGGUUCUGCUGUGCUUCUCUACCUCCCAAUGUCUUCAUGCAUUGUCGCGGGCAGAGCUUAUCUUGAAUGCGUUCUCGCCAACAUGUCCAGGUGUGCUCGCAAGUAGAGAUAUCCUCAGCUCGCUCGUUGGAAACUUGCGAGCCAUCUAUCCUUGCUGGGCGGCUCCGCCGACAUCCAACCUUCAAGAUGUUGCGAUGGCCGAGCCAAAUGAGACGAGAGGUUCCGGCGAGAUGCCUGUCUGGGACGAUGUUUUGCCGUGGGAUUUGUUCGUCACGCUGAUGGCGGAUCAGGCUCUCGUAAAGAGUUUGGGCGAGAAGCAGGAUGGAAGCUGGGAUUCUUUUGCGGAUGACAGAACACUGCACUUUACAGACGUUCAAGCUUCGAACGUGUUCGCUUCGCCUGUGAUCUUCGCUCCGAUGGUAUCGAUGAGACAUGCGGCGGCAUGACGGCAAUGAUCACGAAAAUGUAAUAUUGGGGGGGGGG